Raphanus sativus (radish) is the source of this 599-nucleotide messenger RNA. RefSeq names its product elicitor peptide 4. The transcript is spliced from 2 exons. Lineage: Eukaryota; Viridiplantae; Streptophyta; Magnoliopsida; Brassicales; Brassicaceae. The record is from RefSeq and is a predicted model, not a curated record. Gene Ontology annotation, biological process: innate immune response. The coding region runs from base 25 to 330 and encodes 101 amino acids.
CAGCCUGCCUAUCUAAAUAUUUAAAUGGAACUCAAGUCACUGAUUCUCUCACUUAGCUCAAUCGGAGAGAACAUGGAGAGAGAAGGAAGAAAAGAAGGCGAAGGAGCUUUUUACUAUCUUUGGAUUCCGUUUAAGUUCAUCUACCAAACUCUCCGAUCUCUCUUAUUCAAGCUUUUCGGUCUGCGAACUCCUUCUAACCAAACUUUUCAGGAAGAAGAAGUUGAGGUUGUGGAAGUAUCAUCGAGGGGGCUCCGGGCGAAACCGAAACUACAGCAGAAGUCGAAAGCAACUUCCGGCAAGCCCGGAAGUGUUAACAAGAAGCCUUCCUAAGUUAUGUAUAAUUUACGGAAAGAUUCUUGCUUACAUGCUCUGCUAAUUAAGAAAAUGUGAUUUCUCUUCUCCUUUUGCACUGUAUUUUUCUUUUUACUGAUUUUGCAUUGUAUAUUUCUCGAAGCUUGCAAGUUCACCGAGACCUUUUGUUUCAUAAUAAUAAAAGACGGUGAGAAUCUUGUGUGAUUCUUGGCGAGAAUGUUGUAAAACAAAUAACAUAAUCGUAUGAACCCGCAAAAUUAAUUGCAUGUACAUUCUGUACUAGUGUC